This is a messenger RNA of Rubroshorea leprosula, 1865 nucleotides long. The record is from the annotation of a GenBank genome assembly. NCBI's taxonomy places the organism in Eukaryota, Viridiplantae, Streptophyta, Magnoliopsida, Malvales, Dipterocarpaceae.
GAAGAAAAGAAGAAAGACGAGAUUUAGGAGUGUGUGGGUUUUUCCGUUUUUCUCUGUUUUUACCGGCGCCGUCUACGGUGGGGAAUGCAGAGAGAUGAGAGGAUUUUCGUUUGCAAGGCCUGAGCUGUGUGUACGCUCCAAAAAGUCCCUCGGCGGCAGGACUUGCCACCGGAAACACGUCGAGGACGGGUGAUCUGCUCUGCAAAGAUCAGAAUCACGUCCUACUCUUCAAUCCUUUUCCUUUCUGUUUCUUAUUUGUUCUUGUAAAUACUUAAAUUUCAGAUCUCCAGCGGUUCCGGCUGUGAAAGUUAAUAAUGGCGGAGAAAAGUAAGGCUGGUCAUUCGAGUUUGCUCCACGGGAAAUACGAGUUGGGGCGGAUGCUGGGGCAUGGCACCUUCGCGAAGGUGUACCACGCUCGGAAUCUGCAGACGGGGAAAAAUGUGGCGAUGAAGAUUGUCGGUAAAGAGAAGGUGAUUAAAGUCGGUAUGAUGGAGCAGGUCAAGCGGGAGAUUUCGGUUAUGAAGAUGGUGAAGCAUCCGAACAUAGUCCAGCUUCACGAGGUCAUGGCGAGCAAGUCUAAGAUCUAUUUCGCCAUGGAGCUCGUUCGAGGCGGGGAGCUGUUUGCAAAGAUAGCGAAAGGUCGGUUGCAGGAAGAUCAGGCCAGAGUGUAUUUCCAGCAGUUGAUUUCGGCGAUCGAUUUCUGUCACAGCCGCGGCGUCUACCACCGCGAUUUGAAGCCAGAGAAUCUGCUUCUGGACGAGGAUGCGAAUCUCAAGGUUACGGAUUUUGGACUCAGCGCGUUCUCUGAGCACUUGAAGCAGGACGGGCUGUUGCACACGACUUGCGGAACGCCGGCGUACGUGGCGCCGGAGGUGAUUGGGAAAAAUGGAUAUGAUGGGGCCAAGGCAGAUCUCUGGUCUUGUGGUGUGAUUCUGUACGUUCUUCUCGCCGGAUUCUUGCCAUUUCAGGACGACAAUUUAAUUGCCAUGUAUAGGAAGAUUUACAGAGGAGAUUUCAAGUGUCCACCGUGGUUCUCCCCUGAAGCGCGCCGACUAAUCACGAAGCUUCUGGAUCCCAACCCGAGUUCUCGAAUCACCAUUUCAAAAAUCAUGGAGUCGUCUUGGUUCAAGAAAUCCGUCCCAAGGACUCUCCAAACCGAAGAGGAAUCCGAAUUCGACGCAAAAGAGGACAAAUUUGGCGACAAAACGUCGAAGCAGCCAGAGACGAUGAACGCGUUCCACAUAAUUUCGUUAUCGGAAGGCUUCGAUUUGUCCCCGUUGUUCGAGGAGAAGAAAGAGGAGAAGCCGGAGCUGAGAUUCGCCACCACACGGUCGGCAAACACCGUGAUAACAAAACUAGAGGAGGUGGCAAAAAGGGGCAAAUUCAACGUGAAGAAGAGCGAGUCUAGAGUAAGAUUACAGGGUCAGGAAUGCGGUAGGAAAGGGAAAUUAGCAAUUGGCGCAGAGAUAUUCGCAGUGACACCGUCAUUCCUUGUCGUGGAGGUGAAGAAGGACAACGGUGACACCCUGGAGUACAACCAAUUCUGCAGCAAAGAGCUCCGGCCGGCUCUCAAGGACAUCCUCUGGACGUCACCUGCCGACAACCCCACCAUUGCUUAACGGUGGGAUUUGAAGAUUAAAAGAUGUGAAUUAUUGUUUAUGGUAAUUAGUUUUAUGUGAUUGUUCAUCGGAAUUUAGGAGGGAUGUUAUCACCGUGGUUUGGAUUAUUUUCCCGUAAAAUGUGUGUGUUUGUGGUUUAACCACAGAGGAUGAUGCAUUAAUCAUCAUUCAUUAAAUUUGAUCAUGUUGGAUGCAUUUGGAAAGUGUAAUUUAGUGGAUUGUUUGCUACCAAUUUUAAAUUUUUUU